UGUAUAACAUGUUUGUAUCUGUACGCGUGCACAAGUGUGUAUGAGUUUGUGUAAGAGUUCGGUUCAACCUGUUCAUUUAAAUCUGUAGCUAUUAAAUCAUUAUUGGUGAAAUUGACUCGGUUUUUCAGUUGCUUGUUUAAAGUUCAUAUCUACUUACAAACAUUAUCUUCACUUUAUAAUUCAUUUCCUUUUUCAGAUGAAAAAUAGCUUCUUGAUUAGUCUCUCUUCUUUCUCUCCCAUCCCCCUUUUUCUCCUUAUCUGUCUACCUUAUUUCUCUCUUUCCCUCAAUCUAUUUGCUCUCAUAUUUACCCAUCUUAUUAUAAUUAAGUUAGGACACAAGACACCAUGUGAUAUAUACAAUAUUUGUAUGAGUUUUUUUCGACCAUAAGGUGUUCGUAUUACUCAGAAGUUCUAUAAGGAAUGGGAUAGUGUGACAAUACGUGACGUGGGACAGGAAACUGUGACAAUUGACUUGUAUCCAUGCAUUGUUAGUUUUACUUAUUUAUUUGUUGUUUUGCUAACUGCUUUUGUUUUCUAUCGUCGUGCAACAGACAAUAAAGAAUAUCUAAUGCCCUUCCUUUAUCACUUAACCCUCUCUUAUUUGUCCCAUUUUUUCGCACAAAUAAUUUCGACUGACUACCUUCUCAUCAAAGUGGAAUGCUUAUUGUUCAUAAAAAACUGUAUCUCCAGUCGGGCUCAAAAAGUUUAUUACUGAUCAGACUACUAUUGACUGACGUUUAUGAGCAGACGAUUGACAUUAAAUCAUAAACACACCGGACAGAUGAACAUGCCGUGUACAUAUGGACAGAAUGGACAGCCAGACAGUCUUUUCACUGUACCACACGGUGAUUAUUUACUGAAAAUGAGUAACUAGACGGAUCGAGACUGACUUAUAAUAAAAAACGACACUAUAUUUCAGAAAAUGAUUUGCCUCUUCAAUUCUAAAUGCGUUCCUUUAAACGACUGGCAAACACACGUAGAAAGCUACACCCACUUUUAAUUUUUAAUAGACAAAUUAAAACUAAUUUGUCAGUUUCUAUGGACAUUCAUUACUCUCUAACCGAUCCUUAGAAUUGUACUCCGUGUGUUUCCACGCUUUCAACUAAGAUUACUUUUCAGAGUUUAUUUCUAUAUAAUAUACCUCAUUCUCUCAUCCUUCAUGAUUUUUCGCUAAUGUUGAAUAAUUAAAAUAAUCAUAUUUUUAUCAAAAUGAUUAUACGCAAGGACCUCAAAUGCCUGAUACCAUUCUCUUUUCUUCCCAUUUUCCUUUCGUGUCGUAUAUAUCCAGUAACACUUUAGAGUUGUCUCCGAUCAUAUGAAUCAAUGAACACUUUCUCUGAAUCGCGUAUACUCGCUGCGUCAUGAGGAACCUGUCAUGACAAAGCUCCCCGCUAAGAGCAACCUCUGCCGAAGAAGAGCAAGAAGAGCUCGAGAGAUCCUAUUGGCUGCUGAAGCAGGGGUAAAGAAAGACGGGGGGAAAGGGUGGUCUCUCCUCAUUCCUAACCCCCACUCAACCCCACUCACCCCCAAUGGAGAUGAGUGAGGCAAAAGAUGCCCGCGUAUAAAACGCGCGAGAUGCCUCCGUUAACGGGUAGUGUAGAGUAUAUCCACCAGUGGCCGGGCUCUCUCAGAGACUUGGCUGUCUACCUGCGUUCACGAAGAAGGACGGAAUAAGGAUGCGCUCUCUUUUGGCGUUGCUGAUGUGUUUGGGGGUUGGAAUGGCUGUGCCUCCCUCCGUGUCCUCAUCUUCAGGGGCACAGAUGAACGACGCUUCCGAUGUCCUGAUGAAGAGAGACGAUCACCACCACCACCACCAGGCGCACACGGCUCCAGCUCCUGUUAUUGACAGUUACUCCAGUUACGCGUCAGCCAGUGCUCCAGCUGCAACUGGCGGCCAUUACUACUACUACCAUCCGGUGGAGGAGGAGGUCGUGGAGGAAGACUCCAAAAAGAAAGAUUAUUGCCCAGUCGACACGGUACUAGCCCCGAUCAUCGUCAUCACCAUCUUCGCAGGAAUCUUAGCAGGCGACGCCGUUGGCUUAGUCCCAAGCGUUCGCUUCCAGCUGCCUCAGGCCACAAUCGACGCCAUAAAUGCCCUGAAACCCGAUCCCCUGGGCAUCAAGCCUGACAUCAUAGGACCCGCUAACGCCUUCAUUAUAGCCGACGGAACUGCAGGAAGGCAAAUGACGGUCGACAGUGAAAUGACGAUCGACAGUGUCGAUCUUAUUGGCAAUAUCACUCAGAUAGCUUUCGAUCAGGUGGCAGGGUUGAUGACUGAUGUCGUCGAUACCGAAGACUGUGGAUUGAGGAUCGUCUGCGAAACCGGAAAAUAUGCAGAAGGACGAAAAAAUCUCCUCGGGGUCAUGCACUUCCUUACGCCGGCGAUAUACAGAAAGAAGAUGAAAGUUUUCAAAGACUCUGCUCUCAAGAAACUGGACUGCGCGAACUUCAAGUGUGGCUACUUAGAGGGAAAUAUAAUCUAAAACAAAGGAAGGUUUGGAAUGCACACAAAGGAAGGUGGUUUCCCACAGAAAGAUCAAUUUGAAAUCGAAUUUGUAAAGCGAAGGUUUUUUGUUUUUGACUUCAGGUGAAAUGCUGUUCCAAGAUGAAAAGGAUAUUAAAUUACAGGCAAUGAGAUUCCUCAUCAUCUGAGGUUUAAUAUUUACCGUAAUAAUUCUUUUUAGAUCUAAUAUAGUAAGCCUCAUCGUCAAAUAGUGAGUAUGAGCGCAGGAUGACGAAAGCGUCCAGUCUUUCGUUAAAGUAGGAAAUCCAGGUCUGUCCAGGUUUUUCAAGCUGAUAUUUGGACGUAUCACUAUUCAUUUUCCACUUCUCUUGUAAAUUAUGUUUUAAACUAUAUUGUUAUAGAUCUAGGUUUAUCUUAUGUUAUGUAUUUAUUUAUUUAUAUAGAUAUUUAUUACUAUAGUUAACGUUUUUGACGUAGGACUUUGACUUCAACCAAAAAGGUUUUUCUCGCAAUUAUAAUGACACAGACUUUGAGACUUUAGGACAGAAUCUGUACAAAUGACAAGUCUUACUCUACUAAUGGCUCUCCCAUAGCUCUUGUGAAUUAAAUGUAUUCCUUUGUAUAGUUACGGAGAUAAAGUUAAUCACCUCAGAAUAUGUUUUCAUUUCAGAAAGAAACAAUAUUUUCUUUCCGUAAAAACAACAAUCGUUGUUUUAUCAAAGACUAUCAAACAUACAAAUGCACAAACAACUUCUGACAAUUUAAUCCGGCUAUCUUCAAAACAAACGCAUAUGUAGCGUUAAAAUAUAUAAAAAAGUAUAAAUGGGAAAACUUAGCAACUAACUAAAAAUUUGAUGUAACAAUUAUUUCCAGAAAACUUUUUACACGUCAGUUUUACAUGCAGUUAGUUAUUCGUUAGGAAUUUUUACAGUUAUGGGAUACCUGAGCCAGGGAGACUUACAACAUAGACUGACAUGCUAAAAUACAAAUAUGCAUUGUUGUUGCUUUCAUCUUUUCAUUGUUAUACUAAAUAUUUUUGUAUUGUAACUCUUGAGAAAAUAUAUAUUUAAUAAAGAUAAUGCAAUGUCA
Molecule: messenger RNA, 3553 nt
Organism: Macrobrachium nipponense
Lineage: Eukaryota; Metazoa; Arthropoda; Malacostraca; Decapoda; Palaemonidae
Exons: 6
Coding region: 1677-2483 (268 amino acids)
Source: RefSeq, a predicted model, not a curated record